This is a messenger RNA of Balaenoptera acutorostrata (minke whale), 2678 nucleotides long. RefSeq names its product kelch like family member 6 (gene KLHL6). NCBI's taxonomy places the organism in Eukaryota, Metazoa, Chordata, Mammalia, Artiodactyla, Balaenopteridae. The transcript is spliced from 7 exons. The record is from RefSeq and is a predicted model, not a curated record. Bases 233 to 1801 code for a protein of 522 amino acids. Gene Ontology annotation, molecular function: protein binding.
CUGCUUCCAUCUAAAACCCCACCAGGUUGGGAAGUGGAAGAGGAGUACUACCCCCAUCCCCACUUCCAAUUUGGGGGCCAGCCCUAGGCCUCAUGGAAUUCUAGGAGGACUGGAUCUCAGAAGAUGAGAAUCUACAGGGAGGGAAGACUUUCAAGGACAUGUCUGUCCCAGAACCACAGCCAGUUAUUUCCUUGACCUGGACCUUUGUCCAAUCUCCUCAUUCUCAGGGGCCAUGUUCUGCAAUGAUUUAAAGGAAAAGUAUGAGGAGAGGAUCAUCAUCAAAGGGGUCGACGCGGAGACUAUGCACACUCUUCUGGACUACACGUACACCAGCAAGGCGCUGAUCACCAAGCAGAACGUCCAGCGGGUCCUGGAAGCUGCUAACCUUUUCCAGUUCCUGCGGAUGGUGGAUGCCUGUGCGAGCUUCCUCACAGAAGCCUUGAACCCAGAAAACUGUGUUGGAAUACUGAGGCUGGCAGACACACAUUCCUUGGACAGUCUAAAGAAGCAGGUUCAAAGUUACAUCAUCCAGAACUUUGUGCAGAUUCUGAACUCCGAAGAGUUCCUUGAACUUCCUGUGGAUACUCUGUACCACAUCUUGAAGAGCGAUGACCUUUAUGUAACAGAAGAGUCUCAGGUGUUUGAGACUGUGAUGAGCUGGGUCAGGCACAAACAGUCAGAACGACUCUGCUUGCUCCCCUAUGUCCUGGAGAACGUGCGCUUGCCGCUUCUGGACCCAUGGUACUUUGUGGAGAUGGUGGAAGCGGAUCCUCUCAUCAGGCAAUGCCCAGAGGUCUUCCCGCUGCUACAGGAAGCCAGGAUGUACCACCUUUCUGGCAAUGAGAUCAUUUCGGAGCGCACCAAGCCCAGGAUGCAUGAGUUCCAGUCUGAGGUGUUCAUGAUCAUCGGUGGCUGCACGAAGGAUGAACGGUUUGUGGCGGAGGUAACCUGCCUGGACCCCCUGAGGCGCAGCCGCCUGGAGGUGGCCAAGCUCCCCAUGACAGAGCACGAGCUGGACAGUGAGAAUAAGAAGUGGGUGGAGUUUGCAUGCGUGACAUUAAAAAAUGAGGUCUACAUCUCAGGGGGCAAAGAAACACAGCACGAUGUUUGGAAAUAUAAUUCUUCAAUCAACAAGUGGAUUCAAAUUGAGUAUUUGAACAUAGGCCGCUGGAGGCAUAAGAUGGUGGUGCUCGGAGGCAAGGUCUAUGUGAUCGGAGGUUUCGAUGGCUUGCAGAGGAUCAACAACGUGGAGACCUAUGACCCCUUCCACAACUGCUGGUCGGAGGCUGCGCCCCUCCUUAUCCAUGUCAGUUCCUUCGCAGCCACCAGCCAUAAGAAGAAGCUCUAUGUGAUUGGGGGAGGGCCCAACGGGAAACUGGCCACGGACAAGACUCAGUGUUACGACCCUUCAACCAAUAAGUGGAAUUUAAAGUCGACCAUGCCGGUAGAGGCUAAAUGCAUCAAUGCAGUGAGUUUCCGGGACCGUAUCUAUGUGGUUGGAGGGGCCAUGAGAGCGCUGUACGCCUACAGCCCUCUGGAGGACAGCUGGUGCCUGGUGACCCAGCUCAGCCACGAGAGGGCCAGCUGCGGCAUCGCGCCCUGCAACAACCGGCUCUACAUCACUGGGGGGCGGGACGAGAAGAACGAGGUCAUCGCCACGGUGCUGUGCUGGGACCCCGAGGCCCAGAAACUGACGGAGGAGUGCGUCCUGCCCCGGGGGGUGUCGCACCACGGCAGUGUCACCAUCAGGAAGUCGUACACCCACAUUCGGAGGAUCGUGCCUGGAGCUGUGUCGGUCUGACUGCGGGAGCGCGGAGGGCAGAGCCACGCGGGGAGCCCUUCUCCCUCUCCCCCGCAUCGGUCCCUCUAAAGCAGCUAGCGGGGCUUGAGUUACAGGCCGUGCAUACAUCAGGGGCUCACCGCGGCUCCCCAUGGCGGCUCCUUGGAAGUCACAGCUUUGGGACUUGAGACCAGCCAGGACUGUCUGUGAGACCUACCUCAGGAGGAAAGAAGAGUAAUACUGGACAUUCAAGACACACCCGUCCCAUGCAUGCCAGGUUCGAUACCGGGCACUUUUGCAUACCAAUGCCUUUAACCGUCAAACGACCUGGUGACUGGAUUUUAUUACUCCCAUUUUACAGGUGAGGAAACCGAGUUUAAGAGAGGCUAAGUGAUUUGCCCAGGUCAGUCAGAUUACAAGUUAGCUAACCCAGGAGUCUAAACCCAGGUCUUCCAAUUUCAAAGUUAGUGUAGGUUCUGUCAUGUUGUCUAUCUCAGAACAUGAAAAAGACAAAACAGAACAACUCAUUUUUGUUCUGACAAGUUUGCUAAAGGAUUCACUCAGCAAGGCAGGGAAAUAAAGGUGCUUCCUUUUUUCUUUUCUUUUUUCCCUUAUAUUUAGACCGUUUGGGAUCUUUGGUGUGGAAACCUUGGACCCCUUGUCAAGAGCAUCUCAUAGGUUGUUCUGGGGAGAUGGGUCUGGGAAGACCUGUUUGCUAUGAAAAAUGUAAAAGACUUCUGUCCUCCCCAUCAAAAGCCUCUAUUUUUUAUGAUCACAGGAGGCCCAUUGUGGCCUGGAACUGUCAUUGCUGGACAGAACUGUACCUUCAGCACAGCCCAGUGCCCUAGCCUCUUAAUGGCCAACAGUUGUAUUGCUAUGUAGAAAAGGUUUUUGCAGA